Messenger RNA from Eimeria tenella, 962 nucleotides. Its product is annotated as lung seven transmembrane receptor domain-containing protein, putative. The transcript has 3 exons. The annotation marks the transcript as partial. The record is from RefSeq and is a predicted model, not a curated record. Gene Ontology annotation, biological process: transport. NCBI's taxonomy places the organism in Eukaryota, Apicomplexa, Conoidasida, Eucoccidiorida, Eimeriidae. Gene Ontology annotation, cellular component: Golgi apparatus; membrane.
CAACUAAGGAGUGUCCGUAUCCCUACGCGCUGCGGCGCUCCUUCUGGAGCAGCAGCAGCAGCAGCAGCAGCAGCAGCAGCAGCAGCGGCAGCAGCGGCGGCAGCAGCAGCAGCGGGGAGGAGGCGGUUGAGGAGUAUGAGGGCGAGGAGGUGUACGUGGUGCCUGUGGGCCUGCACAGCAGCACGCUGCAGCAGCAGCAGCAGCAGCAGCAGCAGCAGGGGGCUGUUGCGGGCGCCGCUGGAAGCGCUUUAAGCGGAGCAGCAGCAGCAGCAGCAGCAGCAGCAGCGAGGGAGCGCCAGUUCAGCGUGCGGGACAGCGGAAUUUACUUUUUGAUAACAGCAAAUUGCGGACCUUUAAAUGAUUUGAAAAUGGAAGGAAAAGUUUCAGUAAAAAGUCCCUUGGGUUUGCUGCCAGGGUAUUUGUACCCCGCGUUAGCUGCGGACUUGCUGCUGCUGCUGCUGCACCUGGCAGCAGCAGCAGCGUGGGGCCUGCUGCUGUGCUGCAACCGCAGCAACAUCAUAAAGCUGCACGUGCUGAUUGCUGCUGCUGCUGCAGUGGGGCUCGCGGAGACCGCUGCUGCCUUCGGGUGUACGUACACCUGGAUAGGGGGCCCCCCGGGGCCCCUGCUGCUGCUGCUUGCUGCUGCUCUUUCCCUCAGCAAAUACAUUUCUCUUUAUUUGCUGCUGCUGCUGGGGGCCCUCGGCUGGUCCAUUACAAAACCUUUUUUGGAGAAAAAAACUCUCAACAAAGUCUUCUUUCUCGUCGCCGCCUACAUAGCCCUGUACUCUUUGAGGCAAAUAACAACUGCGUCUGAAGUUUCCGCCACGCAGUCCUUCUACAGAUCUCUUUUUGUUUUGUGUCCUCUUUCCAUUUUAAAUGUAAUUGUUUUCUACUGGAUCUUCUCCGCACUUCACGACAACAUCGAGGACUGCGGGCUGUGCUCUUCGACGUCUGGGGUUUAG